AUGUCGAUACCGCCAAUAAAUUUUGCUGUUCCACCGCCAAUGAAUGUGCCGCCACCUUCUAUUGCAGCUUUACAAACACCGGUUUCAAAUACAGUAGCAAGACCGCCAAUAUUUAGCUAUCCACCACCGCCUUUACCAGCUCGACCUCCGCCGCCCUUACCGGCUAGACCUCAACAGCCAUAUUAUCCCACUGAUCGUUUCCCGCCUCUGAAUGUUCCACCACCUCCAGUUUCCAAUAUACCCCACUCAUUUGUUCCGCCCUUUCAACCCUCUCAACCUCCACCAAAACCUAAUUACAAUAGAGAUAAUAAUUACUAUUAUAAUUCUUCAAGCCCUCAAACUUACUGCCCUCAAUCUUGGAGUAAACCUAAUCAAAAUUCAGACUUAAAACCACCAAAAAGCUCAGAUUAUAAAGCUCGUACAACUAGGAAUGAGAAUCAGCAUUGGUCAUCGGGGGAAAGUGUAAGUUCAUAUAGAGCACAUAGUCCAAGAAGAGAGAUUGCCUAUGAUAGAGAAAAAAGGGAACAUAGAAGUAGAUCAAGACGGAGCAGGUCACGUAGUCCAAGCUGUAGUAGUCAAUAUAGUAGAAGUUCAGGUAGGGAUAGAGAAGAUAGGCAUGCUCGGAGAAGAUAUGAAGAAGAGAGAGACUAUGAAAAUAGAAGACAUUAUAGCCGAAGUAGAUAUUAUAGCUCAGAAAGGGACAGGUCCCAUAGUCGUCAGCCAGAGUCUAGGAGAGAUAAAUAUGAGGAUAUGCAUAGACACUCUUCCAGCAGAAGUCGAGAACCUUCUAGCAGUUCUCAUCAUGCCUCUUCGCAUAGAUCUAUGACAGAUCGAGAGAAAAUUCUAGAAGAUUAUAGGAAGAAUUACUGUAGGACUUCGGAAGAUUUUAUCAAGAAAAUGGAAAAGUGGUCUAAGGAGCAUAAUUCUGAUGAGGAAGAGAAUCCAAAAAUGUGGUACAGAAGCUCACCAGCUGAAUUAUAUUACAAACCAAUAGAGGGUGGUGGUGGAGUCGAGCAAACUCGAAAAUUGCAGAAAAUUUGUGAGAAUUUCUAUAAAUAUCUCAUUGAAAGAGGACUUAAGGCUAGGCCGGUGGUCGAUGAAUUGCCACCAUUGAAGCCACAGAAAGCUAAAAGAUGCAAACAUCAUGAUGAUGACAGUUCAUCUACAUCAUCAUCAUCUUCUGAGGAUGAAGAUUGUCUAGACGAAGAGAAUCUUCAAGGUUACACAGAUAGGAUGAUGUUGGAGCUUCAAAGAAAACAGAGCCAUCCACGACGGUUGCAUUCAGAAUUAUGGUUUAACAACACCGGCGAAAUGAAUGGAGGACCACUCUGUCGUUGUAGUGCCCGCGCACGUCGUCACGGUAUUAGGCACGGCGUUUACGCAGCUGAACAGGAAUUUCCCAAGUGUAUCCCCAAUCAGAGCAAUAUUGAUAGGCUGUAUCAUUAUAGGAUAACAGUAUCGCCGCCAACAAACUUCCUUAUCAAAUCCCCUACCAUCAUAAGUCACGACGAACACGAAUUCCUUUUCUCGGGUUUCUCGAUGUUCUCGCAUUAUAAGCUGGCGAAACUGCCCCAUUGCAAGGUGAUAAGGUUUAAUAUCGAAUACACGAUACUCUACGUUGAAGAGCCAGCGCCCAAGAACUUUACUGUACAGGAGUUGGAUCUGUUUGAGGACUAUUUAUUCAAGGAGUUAUUGGAGUUGAUAGAUUUGGAUCUUGGGAAAGGCACGGAGUCAACUUGUUCUCAAUUUCAUUUCAUGCCGAGGUUCGUUCGAUAUCUCCCCGAAGGUGGUUGUGAGGUGUUAUCCAUGUGUGAAGUUCUAAGAUAUCUAAUCGAGGAGAGCAGCUUGCUCAUCCCACCGGAGUCUCUUGCGGAUGUUCAUAAUAUGGAUCAUUAUCACUGGCAGAAAUUCGUUGACAGGAUUAAAGGUAUGAUUGUAACAUACCCCGGCAAAAAGCCAUGUUCAGUCCGUGUAGAUCAAAUAGACCGAAGUCCGCCCUACAACAUUAAGGAACCGGAAGAAGUCAAGAAGUUCUACCCGGAAAUAGUGCAUUUUGGGAUAAGACCUCCACAACUGAGCUAUACGGGGAACCCGGAAUAUCAAAAGGCGUGGCGCUACUACGUAAAAUAUCGCCACCUGAUCGCAAAUAUGGCGAAGCCUUCGUUCAACGAGCGUCAGAAGUUGGCGGCGAAGGAGGCGAAAUUGCAAGAAAUGCGCACGCAGAGCAAAAUGAAACGGGACGUCACAGUUGCCAUAUCCUCCGAGGGGUUUCACACGACCGGUCUCAUGUGCGACGUUGUGCAACACGCCAUGUUGAUCCCGGUCCUCGUACGCCAUCUACGUUUCCACAAGUCCCUAGAUAGCUUGGAGGAAGUGAUCGGGUACAGGUUCAAGGAGAGAGCCUUGUUGCAGACAGCUCUCACACACCCGUCAUAUAGAGAGAAUUUCGGAACCAACCCUGACCAUGCGAGAAACACUUUAACUAACUGUGGAAUACGCCAGCCAGAGUAUGGUGACAGACGGAUACAUUAUACAAGGAAGAAGGGUAUUGUCACAUUGAUAAACAUAAUGUCCCGCUUCGGCAAAAGUUACGAGACGAAGUCGGAAAUUAAACACAACGAACGCUUGGAGUUUCUCGGAGAUGCUGUGGUCGAGUUCAUUUCUUCCAUACAUCUGUUUAAGAUGUUUCCGGGGUUGGCAGAAGGCGGUCUGGCUACAUAUCGCGCUGCUAUCGUACAGAACCAACAUCUUGCAUUGUUGGCUAAGAAUAUAGGCCUAGAAAAAUACAUGUUAUACGCACACGGUUCGGACUUAUGCCGAGAAGUGGUCAUGCGUCACGCGAUGGCCAACUGUUUCGAAGCGCUCAUGGGCGGAUUGUUCCUCGAUGCCGGUUUGGAGAUAACGGACCGAGUAUUUGCUCAAGCGCUUUGGCAUAAUGAGCUAAUAUUAUACGAUAUAUGGAUGAAGGAACGCGCCCACUCGCUGCAAGAACAAGAACCGGUAGGCGACAGGCAGUAUAUCAAGGACUUUGAAUUUUUACAAAAGUUAACUGUCUUUGAAGAGUCUAUAGGUGUGAAAUUCAAGCACAUCCGCCUACUAGCGCGUGCGUUCACCGACCGUUCCGUCGGCUUCACGAAUUUGACGCUCGGCUCGAACCAACGACUCGAAUUUCUCGGCGACACGGUUCUGCAACUCGUCGUCUCGGAUAAGCUUUACCGCUAUUUCCCCGAUCACCACGAAGGGCACUUGUCUCUACUUCGCUCGUCUUUGGUCAACAAUCGUACGCAAGCUAUGGUAUGCGAUGACUUGAACAUGUCUGAAUACGCCAUAUACAACAACCCUAAAGCGAAGCCCACAGCUAAGAAGCACAAGGCUGAUCUGCUUGAAGCAUUUCUUGGCGCUCUAUAUAUCGAUAAGAACUUGGAAUACUGUCAAGUGUUCUGCAGUGCCUGUGUGUUCCCUCGGUUGCAAGAGUUUAUCAUGAACCAGGACUGGAACGAUCCCAAGUCCAAACUACAACAGUGUUGCCUCACGCUGCGUUCCAUGGAGGGAGGGGAACCGGAUAUACCAGUCUACAAGGUUAUCGAGUGUCUCGGGCCGACCAACACUCGUGCGUAUACAGUGGGCGUGUACUUCCGUGGUCGACGGCUAGCGGCUGGCAGAGGGCACUCUAUACAAGAGGCUGAAAUGAACGCGGCGCAGCAGGCGCUUAACUGCGCUCAUGAACUGUUUCCACAACUGGAUCAUCAAAAGCGGGUGAUCAAACGCGUUAUAGCAAAGAACAUGCGAAGGAAGCGCAAACGCCAGGACGGUGGUGACAAAACCGACAAAGACAUAUUCAUGCGAGAAGAUGAAGAUAAAGUGCCCAAAGCGUAUAGACCCGACAAUAAGUUAGAAGAAAGCUCCGAUUCUGACGAUCCCACUUCUGAUACUGAAGUGAAAGAGAUUAAAUCUGAUGAUGAUGACGAUGAUGAAGCAAAUGAAGACUCAGGCCUGGAUAGUGAUGGAGGCACAGAUAAGUACCAAGACGUGCAAGUAAGCAGCCUUUUAAGCGAUAUGGAGAGACUGAAACAGGAUCUCAUUAAUAGAAACGAGUAUGAUAAACUCAAAGAGAAAUGUAGGAAAUCAGACUCAGAUAGUGAUGAAUGA
Messenger RNA from Leptosia nina, 4149 nucleotides. NCBI's taxonomy places the organism in Eukaryota, Metazoa, Arthropoda, Insecta, Lepidoptera, Pieridae. The record is from the annotation of a GenBank genome assembly.